GUCUUUUUUCGAGACGGCAUUUGAAAAAGCGGGGUUAGUAAUGUGGUAGUCUACAUGGGAGGACUAGAAAAGUAAAAGGCAUUAGGCAUUUCUAAAAGAAGUCUACGCUUAUACAACAUAAGUAUCAGUUUAUCAGGAGCAAAAUACCAUCACUGACAACUUCCUAACAUGCCAACAGCAAAAGACGGCGAAGAGCCACCCAAAAAUACGGUAACGCUAUCUUCCCCACCGUCUUCUUCUUCGUCGUCUUUAUAUUUAAAGGACCAGUGUGUAUGAGUAAGUGGAUAUAUUGGCAGACAUUAGAUAAUGUGUAUUCUGUUUUCAUUAGUGCAUAACGUUAAUCGCAUGAAACUAUGAUUCGUUAUGCCUUUGCUAGCUUAGAAUGAGCCUUUCAUAUCUACAAGAGAGAUAAGCUGGCCCUCUUCAACGGAGCCCGCCAUGUUGCACCGCCAUGUUUCUACCGUGUCCCACAAAGGACAAACUAAAGACUGGUUCUAAACAGGGCCUUUGACGUUUACAUUGAAGUGUCUGCAUGAAUGCACCGGUUGGAAGGUGAAGAAGAAGACAUAUUGUAUUAAGUGGUUGCUGGUGCGGGCUACGCAUUUGUGUUGUGAAAAGUUUGAGAACCCAAAUGUUGACAAAUGGAGGAUCAUACUUAUUUUUUAGCACAAGAAAAAGCAAAGGAGCGUGAACCCUCGCUGUCAUAGAAGUGCAAAUGUUAAGAAACAAAACGAAAGCGGGACAGGCGACGACAGAAAACCAGGAUAAAUAUGGUGUGGCCUUUCGUACAUGGAAAUCGCUGAUGAGGGACAAAUGUUUUCAGAGUGACGCCGAAGUUGCAAGUUUUCUGCUGAACUUAAAGGCCACCCACGAGCAGCGCCUGUCCAGAGUGUUUGACGAAGUGAUGGGGCUUGGAGACUUUGCUGACUCCUCCAGGGGCUCUGCCAGCUCUUCCCGGAGUGGAGGUCAGGACGAGACAAAGGCAGUAGAAGAAACUUCAGGACAAGGGGAACACCAACCAGUAGAAGAAGAGGAUAGCAACGGCAGCAGUCAAGAAGAAAAGAUGGAUGAGGGGGUGGGAGAGUCAUCCUUUCCUCGCAGUUCCUCCCCUUCCACGGUCCGACCCUCCUCGUUUACCAUGGGAGCUAACGAAAGAGGAGGAGGAAGUGGAGGGGCCGCAUGUGAUGACGCACUGGAUGGCCUUCCUGCGUUUGGGCCAGAAGAAGAGGAAGAGGAGGAAGAUGACGAAGAAGAAGAUGAAAACUGGCACUUUUCCCUGCCAAUGGGCAGCCUGGAGGAUGCUAAUGUGGGUAAGGCAAACCGAAAAGCAUUCAAACCAAGAUUCGGAAACAACGCAACUCCAGGCGAACCCUCUGCCCUUCAGCCCAGAGAGGAGGAGGAGGAGGAAGAGAGGGAAGGGAGCACAGAGUCUGCUAACACCUCUCACUCCUCAAAGGACCACACACCUGAAAACAGCCGAGAUGGAGGUGUCCUGAACCAGACAGAGGAGACUGAAGAUAGCCAGGAGGGAGAGAGGUCAGAGGCAGCUCCGAUGGAGGACAGUACUCCCCCAUUGCCUACUACAAUCAAUAUCAAAGAUGAGCCAAUCGAUGAGGGCUACGACAACGCUUUACUGCCUCAGAGCUCCAUCAGACAGAUCAAAGAGGAGCUGGAGAAUCAGGAGGAGGAGUUGAGGAUCAGCUCCGUCUACUCUGUAGGUGGAGGGAACACCUUUACAUCCCCUUCUGUUCCAGCAGCAGUCUCAGCUCCUUCUACGGCGACCAUUUUUAUCCCAGGUAGAAGCGCUGUCCUACAAGCCAUGGCUCCCUUCCCUCUCAGACCACCAGCUCCAAUCCCAAGUUCACUACCGGCUUUGGUACCAGCACCCCCCCGCCCACCUCCGCCCUCCGUUCCUGGGAGCGUUCGCUGCAGUGGCUGCUCUAAGGUUCUGCUGAAAGGCCAAACAGCAUUCCAAAGAAAAGGUUCCACACAGCUCUUCUGCUCCACGGUCUGUCUCACCGGCCACCUGCCUGCAGCCAACAAGAACCGGUCCUGUUUCCAGUGCAACAGGGAGAUCCUUCAGCCCAGGGACAUGAUCACGAUUCCAGGAGACGACAACACCUUCAUUAACUUCUGUGGCCAGUUCUGUCUGUCUGUCUUUAGACACAAGAAGAAACAGACUGACAAGAUUCCUGAUAAAAGACUAGAGAGGAAGCCCGAGAAGCCGCCUGAGAAACCAGUGGAGCGACCGCUUGACAAACCCGUUUGUAGUGUCUGUAGAGUCUCUAAUAGGCAAAUCGAGCAUGAGGUCACCCAUCAAGGCCGUCUGCACAGACUCUGCAGCGAUGCUUGCUUUGUUACAUGGCGCAAGAUGCGGCACCUAGCAAUGAACUGCUGCGAAGGCUGCGGACUUUACUGUAGCAGCAGCUCAGGCUCCUGUCAGACGCUCACAAUCGACAGAUCUCAGCUCAACUUCUGUGGUCCCACCUGUAUUGGCACCUACAAGCAGAGUUGCAGAAAGACUGUUGAGUGUGCCUACUGUCACAAAAUGGCGAUAGUGUCUUUCACCAUCAUGGAACGAGACCAAAGAGGCAAAGUCCAGCUUUACUGUUCAGCUGCUUGUGUGGAACGCAGUCGACCACCGCGACACAUCCUCACUGGUGCUGCAUUCCCCUGCUGCCUGUGCAAGGUGUCAGCUGUUCCUCAGUAUCAUCUGGCCAUGGUGGACGGCACCAUUCGUAACUUCUGCUCCUAUGACUGUGUUUCCGUAUACAGGAAGUCCGGGGCCACCUCUCAGCCAGACCUUAUCAAUGGAACCUCCGUUCUCAGGGACCCCUCCCUCAGAGAUGCCCCAAAACCAGGGCCCUCUGUAGGAGUCAGCUCAGUCCCUCCCAUCCCUCAGGACCACCCAUCUUCAGUCCCCUACCAGAGCCACCAUCCCAGUCAUACCUCAGUGCCCCCACUGGCGCCUCCCUACCCAGCCAUGUCCUCCCCCCCUGUCCCAGGGCAAGCCCAGGCCAGAGCACCUGCUGGUCAGCCCCUGAAACCAGCAGAGGGCGGACCCAGUGACACCUCUAAGCUGACCUGCCAUCAGUGCAGCAAACGGUUCAACAUGAAGCCGCUGCUACUCAGUCACCAAGGUCAUAUUUCUAUGUUCUGCAGUGGGACGUGCUGUGAGCAGUAUAAAACCCAGAAGAAUAUCCUGAUUGUGUGCGAGUUCUGUAAACAGGAGAAAGUGCUCUUUGACACCAUCAGCUAUAACCAACAGGACCUGAUCUUCUGCGGUGAAAGCUGUAAGCAACUUUUCAAACACGACCUGACAUCCCGUAACAAGGAUCAUCCUUGGCGUCCCUGCACCUACUGCUCCGGCAUCAACCAGAAGAUGCUGCACAGCCACUACGGAGGCAGGAUGGAGGAGUUCUGUAGACCCCACUGCAUGUCCCAGUACACUGUGCUCUACUAUGGGAUGGGUCGAUGUGAUGGUUGUCGGAAACAGGGCUAUAUGGCUGAGAAGCUGCAGUGUUUGGGUUCAGUCCGUAAUUUCUGCAACCUGCCCUGCCUACUGCAGUACUGCUACCUGCAUUUUGAGACGAGCCAGCACACCAGCAGUAACGGUACUGGAACGGCCCCACAAACACCGUUUGCUCCAACACAGCCCCACCAUUCCUCAAAGAUGAAUCCCGUCAUCGCUGAUGUCGUGUCACUGGCCAACGGCUCUGCCUCUCAGCCCAGUGUGUCAGCAGAUACUGCUCUUACUGGAGCACUUCCGACCUCCAACGUUGAUGGCAAGAACCUAGACCAUGCCAGUACUCAGACUGAUGCCAUGCGAGUGCCAAUGCCCCGUCGCCGUCAAAUGAAGAAUAAGUCGGUUCUGUGUCGGCCCUUCACCAUGGACCAAGAGAGCAUGUGCCAGCUGCCCACCCCCUUCGAUGAUUUAGCAGCUGUUUCAAUAAUUGCACCAGCUCUGCUAGAUAGCUCCUCGCAACCUGACCACCCAUCCGCAGAAGCAUCCACAUCCACAUCUCCAGCGCCAUCACCAAAACCUCAGGGAGAAACUCAGGGAGAAACUGAGCCGCGUAACGGCGUGCCAGCGCGCCUGAGCGGCCGCCAUUUCCUGGCCAGGAGGGAGACCGACUCUGAAUGCAAGGUCUGCUCGCAACACAAGAGGAGGAGAGUGGAGGAAGAGGAGCAGGGGGGAAAGAAGAAGAAGCCCAAGACGGAGGAGGGUGAGGAGCCAGUGAGGAAAACGGAAGAAGAGUCGGAGGAGGCAAAGGACGGGGAGAGCAAAGAGGGGGAGCACUCGGAAACAAAGCAUUGUGAGCUGAAGUGUGGGACAAUGAGGAGGCAGACGCCGUAUUACUGUAAGACGUGUUCAGGAGAGCCCAGCCUCUGUCCUGUGCCCUGUUUUGAACUCUACCACACCAGACUGAUCUACAAAACAUCUCCUGAACUGGAAGCACAAGGUGAGCCUUCUGAAUAACGCAACACUUUUAAUAUACCAUGAAAUAGUUUUUUAAAUGUAUCAUUUUACCACAGUUGUUGUCCACUAGGAUUCUUCUUUUGUGUGCAGUGCAUAUAAAUUGCGAUAACUGUCACUAAAUUAAAGGGAUAUCCCUGAUUUUUUUUGUUUUUUGAUUUUUUAUUUUUUUUUAAUUUUGGGAAGUGGGCUUGUAUGCGGUACUUAAACAUAGUCAGUUUAUUCCCUUUAGUAGGUGGCGGUCGGGACACCCCCAGUCUGGAGAAACAGAGGGGAGAACCAGCUCUGGAGCAAAGCAAUUUUCUGCUGUCGACGUGGGCAGCUGCUAAAUGUAUUUCAGACACAUAAAAACAAUCAAUCAGUUUAGAAUAAUUUCAACGCAUUACUUUGCCAUCAGACAGCCCUUUGCGACUGGCAAUUGAAGCUGUAUGCUCUCUUUAAUGUCACAAGACUCCAUUGACAAAAAUGGUUAUUGAAUCUUGAAUUCACUGCCAGAUGGUUGAUUCACUUUGGGGAGUCACACAAACUUACCUAUCGAGGCAGCGGUAGACCAGCAACUCCAGUGUUCUGCAAAGUAAAAUGACUGCUUUUGUCAAAGGAGUCUUGACACUGAAGAGAGCGUUAAUCGAUAAAACCACUUCAUUCCUCCAUUGGAAAGGACUGACGGCAAGGCAAAAUAUUGCAAAUGUAGCAUACACUAAAACAGAUCCAUAUUUUUAGGUUCCUAAAAUACAUUCUGCUGCUGCCCCCCGUCUCCUGCUCCUGCCCCCCAUCUACUGUCGGUAAUACACUAUGGAUCUAAGUACCUCAUGCAGCUUACUUCAAAAAAUCCAAACUAUCCCUUUUAAUGCUGUUAAAAUCAUAGAAACAACAAUGUACUGGUAUGAUCUGUUGAUAUUUAUGUCCUUUUUCCAAGUCAAUUCAACUGAUUUGUUAAGAGGGUCGAGUUUGUCACCCUAGUUUUUCUCUCCACAGCCUCCUGACCUGCUGACGUGAGAAGUUGUCUUCUACCCGAACGCGGACAAAGAUUAAACUACAGGAUUAACCGGCUGUGUUCACACCUACACUACUUUAGUGACCGUAACCUCCUUUUUUAGUUUAACUUAUUGACAGUAACCACAGAAGACCAGUUUCAGCAGUUACAUGGAUGUGUAUUUGCAAACUGAUGGUGCAGUGAAGUGAUUCAGUUAAAGGAGGUUUUAUAUAUAUAUAUAUAUACAUGGCAGUAUUUAUACAGAACAGGUCUCAAGGCUGUCUUUGUGUAUCGUCUUCCUACAAAGGGUAUUUAUUUUGUGUGACGGUACUGCAAGUCAUCUAUAACUUAUGGACUAACGGUUUAGAUUGACAUACUUCCUUAAGUGCUUCCCUGGCCUACAACACGGUGCUGUAACAUGCAGGUAAAGAUACCUCGUGUCAUGAGACAUGAACAUCAUGGCACAUUUGCCAAGUGUCCUAAAACUUGUGACUGUGAUGUUUUAUUCAUUUCACCUGUGUGUGUGUUAUGUAAACUGUUCUGUGCUGUCACUUUAUUAAUGUUGCGUUCUUAUACACACACACACUUGUUUUUACCACCAACGUAUCCCUUGAUGUGAUGUCACUUUACAUUACAGUCAUGCGUUGUGUCACUAGCAGUAGUGAUGCCUGUCCUACAGUAUUUAGCCUGAUCCGUACAUUUAUUCAGGUCACUUGUGCCUACCUACCCGCCCAGAUGCAGCUCAUGGGGGGAAAACACCGUACGUCACUGAACAGGUUUAUCAUGAAAGGGAUACCAUUGUUUAGGUAAACCAACUUCUGAUAUGUUUUUGAAAAAAAGCUCCUGAGCAUAUUCCAUUUACAACAGGGAACAAUUUAUGCUAAAACUCUUAAGUGAAAAUGUGCCCGACAAGAAAAUGCAGGUUCAUGGAGCCGUCUCCAGGCAACUGCUGCUAAAUGUGCUUCUACUUUGGAUGAAACACUCACGAGUACUGAAUCAGUAUUAAAGAGUUCUUUGUGUUGUAAGUUCUUGUAAAACUGGCUCAUUUUUUUACGGGAUCUUCAACCGCAGUAUAGAUGAACUAAGUAACUUCUGUCUAGAGGGCGGGCACCAUACUAGAGUUCAUUCUCUCAUUAAGGAUCAAUUAGCUAGACUUAAAGAUGCUGGCUGCUUAAUGAAAUGCAGCAGUUGCUCUGUAAUGCAGCCAGAGCCAGCGGAUGAUCUUAGGUGGAGGUCAUUUAGUUUGGGUUCACUUGUGCUGCCAUGUUGACCAGAGGAGAUGGUGUAACAUUCACCACCUAUAGCUUAAGAUGCUGGUACACACCAGGCUGAAAUCCGCAAUCACUUGAAUUUUUUGUGUCUGAGUGAAGAAAACUGCAUUCCAUUGAUGUUCAGUUACCUUAUUUGUACUGUUAAGCUACAUUUUUAUGUUUUAUUUUUUGAAUGUGUGACGUAUGUAUCAAAAUGAAAUCCCUUGCUGUACCUCACUAUUCAUUUGAACCAACGCUGACUUCAAUUCAUCCGUCUGCUGUCGGAGCGAGUCAGCGCGACGCUUAAGUUGAUUCCAGCCCUGUGGUGCAUCUCUAAUAAAUGGUUUACUUUUUACUUCUUUUGCAGCCUACUGUCUGUUGUUGGUGUUUUUUAACUUCGCCACUGUUACGGCAUGUUUUUAUUUAUCGUUCCUUAUUUUUAUGAUGACACUGACAUGGAUUGGAUUGCGACAUCAUGUUGCAUUGCUGCCUUUUAUUGUUUGUUUUUAAAAGAACCGUGUGGAUGGUUUCGUAAAACUCAAAUAAAUGGGUCAAUAAAUUUAAUUUGUGAAUACAAUUUUGUUCGUCUCGAUGUGUGAGUUAUAUUUCUCAGAUUUUACCUGCCUGACAGUCUAAACCAAACUAUCAAGUAGCCGUUAUUUAGUAACUCUCUCACCUCUGAAAUCAUUUGUCCCAGUGUUACAAAAGGCUGCGGUCAGUUGUAAUCAUGGCUGCAUCCAAGACAUAAACUCUGCGAGACCCAAAGUAAGAAAGACAAAACCGAACUCUCCAAGCAGACGCACAGUCUGCAGACGGAUGAGGAAACCGGCCAAGCUUCUUUUUUUUUUUUUUUUUUGCUGCUAAAGUGCCUAAAAUUAAUAACAAAUUUAAUACAUUGUUAUAAUAUAGAUACAAAUACAUGCAAAUAUGUUUUAGUUAGUCUUAAGUACUAAGUACUGUGUCACUGGUCAUAUGACCACCAGAAUAGAUGGCCACAGACCGAGGUGAUUUACUCUCAAAUAAAGGUGUUUCCAGUGACGGAAAGCUCUGCUGCUGCACACUAAAGGACCGGCACGCUGCAAUCAGACAGUACGAGGGGCAGGUAAAUAUGUUGACAAUUGAAUGAUGAUGAAAUCAGUUUGAUGCUUAUAAGUUGUGAUCUGCUGUGACUUCCAAAACAUCUGGAGUCUGUUGAUAUGUCAACAGAUCUUCAGGAUAGUAGUUUCACUUUUUAAGUCUAAGGUCAUGUGUUCCCCAAAUGAAAGGUGCCUUGAAAAGUGAAACUGUUGAUGCGUUUGGAUGCACAUUCCUUUGCAUAGAUCCAGUUAUUAGUGAAGUCAUGACCUGCUCCACUGAUGUUGUGCUACAGGUUCUAUGUGUAACAUUUUAGCUUCAAUAAGUCACAACUGCAUUCAUUCAUUUUGAGUUGUUGGAGAUCCAUGGUCUUAUAUUCAUUGUGAUUUUUCACGUCAAAAUAACAUGCGUGGUGGUGAUGAUAAAAAUGUGGUGUCGAUCAUGUUGUCCAUCAGUAAUAUGAAUGUGUUUAUGCGUGUAUUUUAAAAUACUUUUUAUGAAAAUAAGUCUUCUUGCCCUCAACUGUAAUAGUUAUAUUUAAGAAUGACCCAGAAACUGCUCUGUUCAUUUCUGCAUCAUAGAAUGAUGCAGCUCCAAGACUGAAUAUAGUAGUAUCAUAUAUUGUAUUGCAAUAAAAGCUGUACGUAUCUUAGUUGUCACCAAUUCAUUUACCUCUUAUAUAAAGGUCAUUUCUCUUUCACUUUGAUAUUUUGGAGACGGUUGGAUGUUUGAGCCUAAUCUGUCCAUUUGUUGUUUCUUUGCCUUCUUUUCUCCUCUUGCCCGUCUCUCUCUCUUUCUCUCUUCUUCAUGAUCUCGCU
Molecule: messenger RNA, 8592 nt
Organism: Anarrhichthys ocellatus (wolf-eel)
Lineage: Eukaryota; Metazoa; Chordata; Actinopteri; Perciformes; Anarhichadidae
Product: zinc finger MYM-type protein 4-like
Exons: 19
Coding region: 716-4480 (1254 amino acids)
Molecular function (GO): zinc ion binding
Source: RefSeq, a predicted model, not a curated record